AUGGACAUAACAGCAGAAAUAACAGUGAAAUUCCGAUUGGCGAUCAAAAAGAAACUCGCCGCCAUGAAGAUCGAGGAGGAUGAUGACUUGAUCGACUUUGUGAUGAUCAUCUUCGCGAGAAAGAAGCGAUUUGAUGCUAUUAGGGAGGACUUAGAAGAAUUGUUAGAAGAAAAAGCUGCGGAUUUCGCAGUUUGGCUUGAUCUUUUGAUUCAAAAAGUCAAUGGGCUGCCUGAAGAUCCGAGCAGAGAAAUGUAUGAAGCCAGAAAGCGCAAAGAGCAAGAAAAGCUCGAGGAGCGACUUGAAGCUGAACAAGAGGCUCGAGAAGCGGCCGCGGCAAAUUCCGGAAGCGAUUCGUCUCAGAGCUCAGAUUCAGAUGGCGAAAGAGAUUACUCCAGAGAUCGCUCGAGAAGUAGAUCUCGGUCAAGAUCUCCGCCGAAGAAUCGCGUCAACAUUUUCCUCGAGGAUUCUCGACAAAUCCACGAUCUUCAAGAGCGAUUCCAGGAUCUUAAACAAAAAAGUCGCCGACUCAACAAAGAAUUCACCAAACGCGAGGACAAGAACUCGAAGAAACUUUGCAAAUCAUACAAGGGAAUAAAUGAAGCAUUGAUGAAAUUGCUGGAAGCUUGCGAUGCUGUGGAACUUGACCCCAAAGACAUUCAAAAUCGCGCGGAUAGAAAGAAGAUUAUCAAAGAUUCACAAAAGUUGCUCGAUCGCAACGACAAGGCAAUUUCGUUCCUAUGA
Oikopleura dioica is the source of this 741-nucleotide messenger RNA. The record is from the annotation of a GenBank genome assembly. NCBI's taxonomy places the organism in Eukaryota, Metazoa, Chordata, Appendicularia, Copelata, Oikopleuridae.